AUUCUUUGUUCUUUUCAACGUUUAUAUAUCAAGCUCAUAUUUUUUUUUUCCACUGUUACGAUGCCGCGAGAAAAGAAAUGUCCAGGCUGCAAGAAGCCAGUAAAUGAUCAUGAUUUUGGCGUGCCAGGGAAACAUUGUGACGGUCCUGGGGGCGUUCCCGAAAUUCGGGGCAAUUCUACUACACGGAACGACGAACUGUUGAAUUCGCUCGCCGCCGCUGUUCAAACUCUCACGGCCGAGGUUCAAAGUUUGAAGGCCGAUCAUGCUAGCAGUCGUCAGUCCCAUUCCUUGCCGCCCUCCGACGUUGCUUCGUCGUCGCGAUCUUCUAAAGAUGUAUCGCCGCGCCGUGCGACGACGGUUACUUUGCCCGAGCUUAGAGCCAUGGAUGACUUGGCCGACGCGGCGGAUCGACGUGUGGCUCAUGUUCUGCCCAUUGCAUCCAGUGAGUCCGAUGAGGAAGCUGAUAUGGGUGCGCUGGCUUCCUCUCCGUUACGGAAGCCAAAUAAAGCUGAAUUCGUGGCGGGGUAUGCACAGAUUCUACAAUUACGAGAGAUCAGUUCGUUCGAGCGCGCCGAACGACACAAACAUUUGGUAACGCUGAUGUACCACGCACAGCUAUACGAAUGGGAGGCGGUGCUUGCCUUCCAUGGAGCGGUUUUGCUUGAAAUCGAACGUGGCUUAUUGAAGUGGGGUGAUUCCUUUUCCCACCUCGAAAGCAGAACCCUCCAUGGUCAGCUACUUUCACCGCCGAAAAAGCAGUCUUACAGUUCAGGGCCGACAUUGUUUUGUAGAGAUUAUCAACGCGAGAAGUGCAUUCAUACCAAGGAUCAUUAUGGUUACGUCCGAGGCGAACGUAAAUGGGUAAAACAUAUUUGUGCGGCUUGUUGGGUACAAUCGAGAAAACAGGAAUCGCAUAGAGAGGAUUCAUCUGAUUGUCCGCUUUCAGGGGAAUCAAAAAACUGAUAAACUUCGCCCUUGGUCAAGACAUUGGGGGCGUUCCUUCCGUUACUGUUGCUUCAUUUCCGGAUAUGUCGUUUUGUGCUUUGAAUGCUGAUGCUUGCUCCCAGCCGCUAAAGGCUGCAGUUCCUGACUGUCGUGGCUUUUCCACGGGCGCUGAUUAUAUUCAUGAUGUGUGUUUUCCUCAGCCGGUGGAGGCUGGUGUUCUAGACUGUCGUGGUUUUUCCACGGCCUUUCCUCGUGACUCUCAGCAGGCGAAUGAUUUUUUAUUUGUACGCACAUGAGUUAGUUUUUCGUUCUGGUCGCCCGAACUUUGUGGUUUCUCGCCUGCCCGUUCCAAGUUCCCUAAAGAUCAAUACUUGGAGGACUUUGUUGUAUGAUUAUGACGACCAAAUGAUUUGUGAUUUCCUGGAGUUUGGUUGGCCGGUGGGUUUCACUGGCGAUACUGUUCCUAUUUUUGAUGCUCGCACUCACCGGGGUGCGCUCAAUUUUGCGACUCAAGUUUCAGAGCAUUUACAACGUGAAGUCUCGCUUGGUCGUGUCGCUGGGCCGUUUACGGAUCCUCCCUUCGGGGGUGGAUUUGUUACUUCACCGUUGAACACGGUUCCCAAGCGAGAUUCUGAAGAACGUAGGGUAAUUGUGGACUUGAGCUGGCCUAAGGGCGGUUCAGUAAAUGAUGGUAUUCCGUGUGAUAGUUUUCUGGGAGAUCCGUUCGUGACUUGUUAUCCCACUAUAGAUGACAUUGUGGAAGCGAUCGUGCAGUUUGGCCCGGGUUGUUUUCUCUAUAAGAGGGAUCUGCGGCAGGCGUAUAGGCAGUUUCCUGUGGAUCCCGGCGAUUACCGUUUACUUGGGUAUAUUUGGAAUGGACAUUAUUACUUUGACACUGUUUUAACUAUGGGGUUACGCUCUGCUGCUCAUUCAUGUCAGCGCGCCACCUCAGCGGUAGCUUGGAUUCAUCGACAGCAAGGAAAAGCUUUAUUUAAUUAUUUGGAUGAUUUCAUUGGGGUUUCUGAGGCUAGCUCUGCGACUUCCGAUUUUGAGCAGUUGGGGACUCUUCUCUCCUCUCUGGGACUGAUCGAAUCUGUUUCCAAAGCCUGUCCGCCUUCAUCGUUCAUGCUGUGUUUGGGAGUGAUGGUAGACACGAAUUCAUUUACGUUGUCAGUUAGUCCUGAGCGGCUAGCGGAGUUAGAGCUUCUCUUACAUGAUUGGAGGAACCGCAAAACUGCUCGCAAACGGGAGUUACAAUCCCUAGUUGGCAAACUUGUGUUUGUUUCAAAGUGUGUUCGUCAGAGUCGGGUGUUUAUCUCGCGCUUAUUAAGUCUGCUACGAACAGUUCAAUACAAUCAUCUUCACGUUAAUUUAACCGCGGAAUUUCGCAAGGAUAUUAUUUGGUGGUGUCAUUUCCUGCGAGAAUACAACGGAGUAUCUAUGAUUAAAACUACCUCUUGGAGUUCUCCGGGGGAAGUUUUUUCUACAGACGCUUGCCUGGUUGGUUGUGGAGGCGUUUGUGACAAUGAAUAUUUCCACGCUUCAUUUCCGGAUGUGGUUGUGGCUCAGUCCCUCGAUAUAAAUUGUUUGGAACUUCUCACUAUUGUGGUGGCGCUUAAGUUGUGGGGUCAACGGUGGACGGGACUCCGUUUAACCGUGCGCUGUGACAAUCAGGUUGCUGUCACGAUUCCUCGGCUUUGGCCUCUCUGCAAAAGGAUCUACGACAGACAUUACAAGCUGCUUAUAGCACAGGGACAUAUAGUAAUUUAAAGACUCAAUUUAAGGCCUUUUUUCUAUUUUGCUUAUAUUUUGACUUGACUCCAUUACCAGCAGACAUAGAUACGGUCUGUCUUUAUGUACAGUUUUUAUGUCGUUCGAUUGCACCACCUUCGAUUCGUAAUUAUUUAAGUGGGGUCAAGUUAUUACAUCUUUUCGCCGGUUAUGACUAUGCAUUUACUAAGGAUUUUAGUUUAUCCCUAGCCCUGCGGGGAGUUUCCCGUAGGAUACCACAUGUAACUCAGAGGGCUCCACCGGUAACUCCUAGCCUUUUAUUGCUAGUUGCGCGAACAGUAGAUUUUCAACAUGAUGCUAACUCUUCUACAUUGUAUUGCGCAUUUCUCUUUGCAUUUUUUCUUAUGGCGCGUAUAGCUAAUAUCGUACCGCUUUCUUUUAAGGCAUUUAAUCCUACCCGCGAUCUCACACGGGGUGAUGUUUUGUGUAACGAACACGGGCUUAUCGUCACGUUUAAGCAUACAAAAACUAUUCAGUUCGGUCAGCGUCGAUUACACAUUCCUCUGUUACGUA
Nematostella vectensis (starlet sea anemone) is the source of this 3249-nucleotide messenger RNA. RefSeq lists its product as uncharacterized. The coding region runs from base 1216 to 2715 and encodes 499 amino acids. The transcript is spliced from 2 exons. Lineage: Eukaryota; Metazoa; Cnidaria; Anthozoa; Actiniaria; Edwardsiidae. The record is from RefSeq and is a predicted model, not a curated record.